AUGGCCGCGGCCCUGGUCAGGGCUCUCGUCGGCUUGUUCGCUGUGGGCGCCGGCGAGGCGCGUCGCACGAGCCUCGCCAUGCAGUACAAGCCUCUGCGCCGCCACGCGAAUCUGUUUGAGGACUGGACGGAGUGGGUGCACCCGCCGCUGCUUCACGCGAUCCGCUCCUCCAAUGCGAGCGCGCUGCUCGAUCUGCUGCGAGAGGAGGCCGGCGGAGGCGACAGCUCCGGCGUCUACUCACUCCCGCUCUUUCUCGACGCAGAAGGAGGGUGCGCGUUCUGCGACUUGCUGCUGGACGAGCUGGACGGGUACUAUGCCUCCGGGCUGCCCAUCGAGCGGCCAAACUCGAUGAACAAUUAUGGCAUCAUCGUCAACGCCAUCGGGAUGCGGCCUGCGAUCGACCGGCUGCAAGCGGCGGCGGAGGGCGGGUUCACGUCGCACCACUCCUUCAUGGUCAAGUACAAGGCGGGGCAGGACCUCGGCCUGGACAUGCACACGGAUGACUCCGACGUCACAGUCAACGUCUGCCUCGGCAAGGACUUCCGCGGCGCCGCAAACCAGAUGCGGAAGACGGAGACGGCUGUGUGUCCCGACGAGCACUCGAGACGACACCCGACCCGCUGUGUUCGGCCGUCUUCCACCGUGAUCCUCCGCCUCAGCGCCGCGCUGACCGUGUGCGGCGACUCUCGCUCGCCUUCGCACCGCCAGUUCUACGCCUCGUACUCACACGAGCGAGGCCUCGCGCAUGUCCGCCUCAGCUCGACUCCCCUCGACGGCCGCGCGCUUCUCCACCUCGGCUCGCGGCGGCACGGCGCCGACGACAUCGCCAGUGGCGAGCGCAACAACCUCAUCGUCUGGAACCAGAAUGCGAGGCGCCGCGCCGCGCCAGGCCGCUACGUCAACCGGCAGCCGUACUUGCGCGAGGCGGCCCCGCCCGACAAGCGCUGCCUGAGCUACACGCGCCCGGCGCGACUCUGGCGACGGGAGUUCCGCGGGCGCGGCUGGUGCCCUCCCGCCUUCGCGUGCUACGACAGCAUGGCGCCUGCCCUCAAGAAGGACGAGCUGUGA
Molecule: messenger RNA, 1068 nt
Organism: Emiliania huxleyi CCMP1516
Lineage: Eukaryota; Haptophyta; Isochrysidales; Noelaerhabdaceae
Exons: 6
Coding region: 1-1068 (355 amino acids)
Source: RefSeq, a predicted model, not a curated record